This is a messenger RNA of Nelumbo nucifera (sacred lotus), 6077 nucleotides long. RefSeq names its product nuclear pore complex protein (DUF3414). The record is from RefSeq and is a predicted model, not a curated record. Gene Ontology annotation, cellular component: nuclear pore. Lineage: Eukaryota; Viridiplantae; Streptophyta; Magnoliopsida; Proteales; Nelumbonaceae.
UUUCACUAAUGUAAGCGAGCAUAGGGUUUUGAAAGCUAGGGGUUUACCAUAGUCUCUUUCUCUUUCCACAGCCCGCUCAAAUUGCAGGCAUUUCGCGCUCUUUUUCUCCUAGCGCCACCAUUUCAGUCUCCGGUUGUCUUAUUCGGCCUGUUAAAGAAGAAGAGAAAGAAAAUAGUGAAAAAUGGUUUCUCCGAGGCAACUAUUAUCCACCAUCGAGUCUGCAUUACUCGGCCCUUCUCCUCCAACACCUGCUCAGAGAAUCGAGCUAAUGCACGUCAUUCGUAAAUCUCUACCGUCUCUCCAAUCACUCCUCUCUUAUCCACAUCCAAAAGCGUCGGACCGGUCACAGGUCCAGUCAAAGGAAGUCAGACUUCCUGAUUCGUCCCCAAUCUCUCUUGACGAUCAGGACGUUCAGAUUGCUUUGAAGUUGAGUGAUGAUCUCCAUCUAAAUGAAGUAGAUUGUGUCCGCUUGCUUGUUUCUGCCAAUCAAGAGUGGGGCUUACUAGGACGAGAGCCAUUGGAAAUUUUGCGUCUUGCAGCAGGGCUGUGGUAUACCGAGAGAAGAGAUUUAUUAACAGCACUAUACACUCUACUUAGGGCUGUUGUUCUCGACCAGGGACUUGAAGCUGAUCUUGUGGCUGACAUUCAGAAGUAUCUUGAAGAUCUUAUCAGUGCUGGGCUUAGACAACGGUUGGUUUCUCUCAUAAAGGAACUUAACCGGGAAGAACCAGCUGGAUUGGGUGGGCCACAUGCUGAGCAUUAUGUUCUUGAUUCUAGAGGUGCUCUUGUGGAACGACGAGCUGUUGUUUGUAGGGAAAGGCUCAUCCUUGGCCAUUGUCUUGUCCUUUCUGUCUUAGUUGUACGGACAAGUCCAAAGGAUGUGAAGGACGUGUUUGCUCUUUUAAAAGAUUGUUCCGCUGAAGUUAAUAGUGGUAGCGUUCCUCUCAAACUUCAGAUCUCAUUCAGUCUUCUAUUUUCUCUCAUUAUUGCUUUCAUAUCUGAUGCUCUAAGCACUGUACCUGAUAAGGCAUCUGUCCUGUCGCAUGAUGCAUCUUUCAGAUGUGAAUUUCAAGAUCUUGUUAUGUCCACUGGAACUGAUCCAAAUGUUGAGGGGUUUGUUGAUGGAAUAAGACUUGCAUGGAUUGUACAUUUGAUGUUAACACAAGAUGGAAUUACUGCUAGGGAGACAAUCUCAGGUGCUUCAUCCCGUGAUCUUGGAAACGUUUAUUCAUGUCUGGAAGUUGUCUGCAGAAACAAUGUUUUCCAGUUUUUUCUGGAUAAAAUUCUCCGAACUGCAGCCUACCAGAAUGAUGAUGAGGAUAUGAUCUAUAUGUAUAAUGCUUAUCUGCACAAGUUGAUUACAUGCUUCCUUUCACAUCCGCUUGCUAGAAACAAGGUGAAAGAAAUGAAGGAGAAGGCUAUGAGUGCACUUAGUCCAUACCUAAUGGCUGGAUCACAUGACUUCAGACAUGAUUCUGAUUUGAAUUCCCAGCAGACAGUUGAAAAGAGUCCUCAGCCAUUUGUUUCCCUAUUGGAAAUGGUUAGCGAGAUCUACCAGAAGGAACCGGAUCUUUUGUCAGGCAAUGAUGUCUUGUGGACUUUUGCAAAUUUUGCUGGAGAAGAUCAUACUAAUUUUCAAACACUUGUUUCUUUCUUGAAAAUGCUCAGUACCUUGGCUUCCACUCAGGAGGGUGCUUCAAAGGUUUUUGAAUUACUUCAGGGUAAAACUUUCCGCUCUGUUGGGUGGAAUACUCUAUUUGAUUGUUUAUCCAUUUACGAACAGAAGUUCAAACAAUCCCUUCAAAGUGCUGGAGCUAUGUUACCUGAGUUUCAAGAGGGCGAUGCAAAAGCACUUAUAGCAUACUUGAAUGUUCUUCAGAAGGUUGUAGAAAAUGGAAAUCCUGUUGAAAGGAAGAAUUGGUUUCCAGAUAUUGAACCCUUGUUCAAACUUCUUAGUUAUGAAAAUGUCCCUCCUUAUUUGAAGGGUGCCUUGCGGAAUGCAAUAGCUGCUUUCAUUCAAGUCUCUCCUGUAUUGAAGGAUACUAUAUGGAGCUACCUUGAGCAGUAUGAUCUACCAGUAGUUGUUGGUCCUCCUGUUGGAAAUGGUGCACAGCAAAUGUCUACACAGGUUUAUGAUAUGCGUUUUGAGUUAAAUGAAGUAGAAGCAAGGAGUGAGAGAUACCCUUCAACUAUAUCUUUCCUAAACUUGUUGAAUUCCCUGAUUGCGGAAGAAAGGGAUAUGAAUGAUAGAGGACGCAGGUUUGUGGGGAUCUUCAGGUUUGUGUAUGAUCAUGUCUUUGGGCCUUUUCCUCAAAGAGCCUAUGCAGAUCCAAGUGAGAAAUGGCAGUUGGUUGUUGCUUGUCUUCAACACUUUCAAAUGAUUCUGUUCAUGUAUGACAUUAAGGAUGAGGAUAUUGAUAGUGUUGUUGAGCGAUCUCAUCUUCAAAGUGUGGCUCAGUCAACUCCUCUUGAAAUGCAGCUCCCUGUUGUAGAAAUGCUAAAAGACUUCAUGAGUGGUAAAACUGUUUUCCGCAAUAUCAUGGGUAUUCUUUUGCUAGGGGUCAAUACUAUCAUGAGUGAAAGAUCUAGUAAAGUUUAUGGUCAACUUUUGGAGAAAGCUGUUCAUCUUUCUUUGGAAAUUAUUAUUCUUGUUUUGGAGAAGGAUUUGUUUCUUGCUGAUUUCUGGCGCCCUUUAUACCAGCCAUUGGAUGUAAUACUUUCUCAGGAUCAGAAUCAAAUAAUAGCUUUGUUGGAGUAUGUGAGAUAUGAUUUUCAACCUCAGAUUCAGCAAUGCUCUAUCAAAAUCAUGAGUGUUCUAAGUUCUCGCAUGGUGGGUCUUGUACAGUUAUUGCUAAAAUCACAUGCUGCAAACUGUUUGAUCGAGGAUUAUGCAGCUUGCCUUGAAUUACGCUCAGAAGAGUGUCAGAUCAUUGAGAACUCCAGAGAUGAUACAGGCGUUCUUAUUAUACAGCUUCUCAUUGACAAUAUUAGUCGACCAUCCCCAAAUAUUACACAUUUGCUGCUCAAGUUUGAUGUGGAUUCAUCUGUAGAGCGGACAAUACUACAGCCAAAAUUUCAUUACAGUUGCCUAAAGGUUAUUCUUGACAUUCUGGAGAAGUUUUCGAAGCCAGACAUAAAUGCAUUGUUGUAUGAAUUUGGUUUACAGCUUUUAUAUGAGUUAUGCUUGGAUCCACUGACAAGCGGUCCUAUGUUGGAUCUGCUCAGCAAUAAAAAGUACCGGUUCUUCCUGAAGCACUUGGACACAAUUGCUAUUGCUCCUCUUCCUAAAAGGAAUAAUAAUCAGGCCCUUCGUAUAAGUUCACUGCACCAGAGAGCAUGGCUUUUGAAGCUUUUGGCAUUGGAGUUGCAUGCUGCUGAUUUGACUGUAACAACACAUCGAGAAGCAUGUUCAAAUAUCCUUGCUCAGAUUUUUGGAUGUGAUGUUAGAGAAUUUGGCUUGAAUCGUGAUAUAUUUCUGUCAUCUGCAUUUGAAGCAAAUGCUGACCAUCCUAGAAUUGGAGCUACAAAUAGGAGCAAGGUUUUAGAGUUGCUUGAAGUAGUCCAGUUUAAAUCUCCUGAUACUGUUAUGAAGUAUUCUCAGUUUGUUUCAAAGAAAUACGAGUUGCAGGUAGAAGAUGUACUUAGAAAUCCUGCAAUUUCCGAAAAGGGUGGUGUCUAUUAUUAUUCAGAGCGUGGUGAUCGUUUGAUUGAUCUUGCUUCAUUCCGUGACAAGCUAUGGCAGAAAUGCAAUUUUGUUAAUCCACAGUUGGGCUCCUUUGGUGGUGAAGUUGAGCUCAGUGAUCUAAGAGAGACAAUCCAAAACCUUUUGAGGUGGGGAUGGAAAUACAACAAAAACCUCGAGGAACAAGUUGCCCAACUUCAUAUGUUAACUGGCUGGUCACAGUUGGUAGAGGUUUCUGUAUCUAGAAGAAUGUCUUCUCUUGAAAACCGUUCAGAGGUUUUGUUUGAGGUGCUUGAUGCCUCUUUGACUGCUUCAGCUUCUCCAGAUUGUUCUUUAAAGAUGGCAAUACUAUUAACUCAGGUUGCACUCACAUGCAUGGCCAAAUUACGGGAUGAACGAUUCUUGUGCCCCGGUGGUGUAAAUUCUGAUAAUGUGACAUGUCUUGAUAUUAUUUUGAUGAAACAAUUGUCAAAUGGGGCUUGCCAUUCGGUAUUGUUUAAGCUUAUCAUGGCAAUUCUGAGGCAUGAGUCGUCAGAAGUCCUGAGGAGACGCCAGUAUGCAUUACUUCUUAGCUUCUUCCAGUAUUGUCGGCAUAUGCUUGAUCCAGAUGUCCCAGCAUCAAUAUUGCAUUUUCUAUUGCGUGAGGAACAAGGUGGAGAAGAGGAUCUUGAUCUCCGAAAGAUUGAUAAAGAACAGGCUGAACUAGCACAAGCCAACUUUUCUAUUUUAAGGAAAGAAGCUCAAGCCAUCUUGGAUUUGGUGACAAAGGAUGCAAUUCAUGGUAGCGAAGCAGGAAAGACAAUAGCAAUCUAUGUUUUGGAUGCAUUUACUAGUAUUGAUCAAGAAAAGUUUUUCUUGAACCAACUCCAAAGCAGAGGAUUUUUAAGAUCCUGCUUUGCAGAUUUAAGCAAUCUGUCCUCUCAAGAUGGUUGGCGUUCACUGGAUUCACUGCAAAGAUUGUGUACUCUGGAGGCUGAACUUGCUUUUCUAUUGAGGAUCAGUCACAAGUAUGGGAAGGCUGGUGCACAGGUUUUAUUUUCCAUGGGUGCUUUAGAACAGCUUGCUUCAUGCAGAAUAACUGGACUGCAGAUGAAGGGAGGUUUUAGGUCUAUUGAUGCCAAGGUUCGCAGAAAUGUACCUAUGGAGAUUGAUAUGCAAAGAAUGGUUGUAGUGCCAAUUCUUAGACUUGUUUCUUCUCUGACAUCCUUGGUGGAUACGUCUGACUUUUUUGAGGUGAAGAACAAAAUUGUUCGUGAGGUCAUUGAUUUUGUCAAGGGACAUGAAUUGCUCUUUGACCAAGUUCUUAGGCGGGAUGUUUCUGAUGCUGAUGAGUUAGCAUUGGAGCAGAUUAACCUUGUCGUUGGCAUUCUAAGCAAGGUUUGGCCAUAUGAAGAGAAUGAUGAAUAUGGUUUCAUUCAAGGGCUUUUUGGGAUGAUGUGCAUUAUUUUUUCUAGGGAUGUAGAAUCCUUUAGUUUCCAUCAAACAUUACGACCUCUCGAGAACCAAAGAAAGACAGAGUUGUUCUUGUUCCGACUAUGCUUUUGUCUGAACUCAUACCUUUAUUUUCUGGUCACAAAGAAGUCCCUGAGGUUGCAGGCUAUAGAUUCCCCUGGUGAUUAUAAUGCUUCUGCUGGGCAGCAGCAGCCCACAUUGAGUUUACUUGCUUCUCUACUUAAUACUGUAACCAUGACUCUCGAGAGAGCGUCCGAGGAAAAAUCCUUGCUACUGAACAAGAUACAAGACAUUAAUGAGCUAUCAAGGCAGGAAGUUGAUGAAAUAAUUAAUAUAUGUGUAAAACAAGACUGUGUAUCUUCAUCUGACAAUAUCCAGAAAAGGAGAUACAUUGCAAUGGUUGAAAUGUGCCAGGUUGCUGGCAACAGGGAUCAGCUUAUUACUCUACUUCUUCCACUUGCAGAGCAUGUGCUUAAUAUUAUCCUCAUCCACUUUCGUGACAGUGGACCGAUUAAAAGAGCCAUACAUGGUGUCAAGUCUGAUUCUGGACAAGACAUAUCUUUAUUGUGCGGGAAGUUGCUUCCAAUUUUAGAGAGACUUGAGUUACUAAGUGAGGACAAAACUGGCCAUAACCUGAAGGUGUUCCACCGAUUAGUGUCUUCACUCAAGGAAAUUACGAUUCAAAAGUUGUCUGUGUGACUAUUAUCUCUUUAUCCAAAGCCAGGGCCUCCAUCUAUCUUGAGCAUUGUUUUACUGUUUUAUCCAGGAGUUGCACCUGAGAUCAUAAAGUGGUUGAAGUUUAUGAAAUUUUUCUUGAUAGGCGUUGAAUGUAAUUUUUGGUAUGUAUCCUUAAUCAUGUGCUUUGUACAACUAUUGAAAAUGUAAUUAAGAUGUAAAUAUAUAACUUUUUAUUCAUUCCAUCAACCCUCUGUUUUUUCUUUUA